AUGGCGGGUGCCAAAGUCAGGGUCACGAUCACGUCGAGAACGCAUCUUGACGGUCCGUCGUCCCUAAGCUGGUUCAUGGUCGGGCUCACGGUGCUCGACGCACGCGGUGGCUACACGGCAGGCCGCCACUUACCCUCUCGCAAUCCCAUGAACGACCCCUCCCCCGGACGCCCACGACCACUCACCAUGUUGCAUCCCCGUUGGAACCUGCCAAACCCGCCGCUAGCUACAGUGUCGAUCGGCUUUCGACUGGACAACCCGAUGCUCCUGCAGACCCAGCCCAUCUCUUCCACACCCGUCUUUGCGGAGAACCUCGCCCUAAGCGUCCAAGGCAUCCUCCUCUGA
Messenger RNA from Verticillium nonalfalfae, 345 nucleotides. RefSeq lists its product as uncharacterized. The coding region runs from base 1 to 345 and encodes 114 amino acids. The transcript has a single exon. Lineage: Eukaryota; Fungi; Ascomycota; Sordariomycetes; Glomerellales; Plectosphaerellaceae. The record is from RefSeq and is a predicted model, not a curated record.